CUUCCAGAAGAAUUCGCCGCUCGGCCCAUACCCAAGUAUGCUGAAGAGCUGAGCGGCGAAGCCUUAGUGGACUACGUCAACAAACAACAACCAUUUUUCGAGGCAGAGUAUUCACCGGAAGUGGCCGAAAGGCGUUUGGGAAGUUUGAUGAAAAUGGAUUUCCUACAAUCACCAGCUGGAAUGGAUAAUGUGACGAUGGUAGGAGAGCCGUUUACAAAUGAAGAGCUUCCUGAAAGGUGA
Haemonchus placei is the source of this 240-nucleotide messenger RNA. The record is from the annotation of a GenBank genome assembly. NCBI's taxonomy places the organism in Eukaryota, Metazoa, Nematoda, Chromadorea, Rhabditida, Trichostrongylidae.